UAUUUUUUGUGGUGCAUGGCAUAGGUUCAUGUGAUAUUUGGGUAAUCCCUUGAAUGAAAUAACCCAGUGCCAGUCACCAUACAAGCUCCUCUCCUCAACCCCCCUCCUUCCCUCGUCGAGCACAGACAGAAAUGGCUACCAUCACCACACUGACCUCCACGGUUGCAUGCGCCGCCAUGCCCCGGCGACUCGAAGGCAUCUCCUCGUCACCCAUACCCAUGCUAGGAUUGCCUCAGAUUAGAGUUAGAGGUGGAAGGGUGAGGUGCUUCUCAGAGGCGAAGCCAUCCGUCGCCAGUGGGAGCAUGGGAGUGUCAUUGCUUGCAGCUGCAAGUGUGAUGAGCGUGUCGAACCCAGUCCUGGCCCUGGUCGAUGAGAGGAUGUCCACCGAAGGGACGGGGCUCGGCCUGGGCAUCAGCAACAACCUGCUGGGGUGGAUCCUGCUUGGUGUGUUUGGUCUCAUAUGGGCCCUCUACUUUGCGUACACCUCCACCCUCGAAGAGGAUGAGGAAUCUGGACUGUCCCUCUAAGCCCUCAUGCAAAUAUUGUAAUGGAAAUGGAAGCAUGUUUGGUGGAGAACUUGACAAAAUUUAAUCACUUGUAAUGAAAGCUCUUGAAAUUGUUUCUCAGCGUUGUGUUUUCUUGAUGAAUGAUGAGCCUUCUUUGUUGGUUGCCAA
Elaeis guineensis (African oil palm) is the source of this 674-nucleotide messenger RNA. RefSeq names its product photosystem II reaction center W protein, chloroplastic. NCBI's taxonomy places the organism in Eukaryota, Viridiplantae, Streptophyta, Magnoliopsida, Arecales, Arecaceae. Gene Ontology annotation, cellular component: photosystem II; chloroplast thylakoid membrane; chloroplast. The record is from RefSeq and is a predicted model, not a curated record. Gene Ontology annotation, biological process: photosystem II stabilization; photosynthesis.